UUUAAAAGACCAGAGGCACUCGCCAGCAAUGAGAAACAAGACGAGAGAGCGGGAACCCCCAGCGUGCUGUCGAGAAAAGGGGGCUUCGGGGGGUGUCUGAAUUCCAGCAGAGGUCUUAGCGCUUCUUCCUUAACCUGGGUGCGGUAGGAGUUGUUCCAGCGCAAGUUAAGGAAGGUUGCAGUCUGCCUCUGAAAGUUUCUCUCAACGUCUUCCUGCUUGUUUGUAACUCCGCAUUUUAAUCAUGGACUGUCUGAAACUCUUCCCCGUCCUCCUUGUCGCCUUUGUGUUCCACCUCAGCUCGCUGGAAGGAGUACGGGCUGUCCCAAGCAGGUACUCUGCUGUUCCCCGUGAGUCAGACACCAUGCUCCCUGAGUGGUACUCCUGGCAGAUCCCAGUGCUGAGGAAGAGAUCUCCCACUGGCGGGUCAGCUGCAUUCCCCGUGCAAGAGCCUUUUAAGUCAAAGAGCGUCUUUGUGAAAAGGGGGAAGUGCAACACUGCCUCUUGUGUAACAUCACGUCUCGCAGAAUUUUUGAGUCGAACCCCCACCAAAUACAAACCAACAAAUGUGGGUCCAAACUCUUAUGGCAAGAGAGACAGCAUGGGACUGUACAGCAGAGAAUUUUUCAGUUACCUCGAACGCUAAAAUGCAGAGCAAUCUUUUCUAAACGUAGUUGGUUGUCACUAUAGCUCCAGUCUCGGUAGAGGUUUAAAGUGUUUGUCUAUUUUAGGAUUUCAAGCAGUUGUGCCCUGUUUCACUAUUCCUGAAUUUUCUUCUGCAUUGGAACAUUGCAUGGAUAUGAUCAGUUAUAUUGUGUUAUGUAAGUUCCCUGCAUGUUUUUAAUUUAAAUAUAG
Molecule: messenger RNA, 852 nt
Organism: Mobula hypostoma (lesser devil ray)
Lineage: Eukaryota; Metazoa; Chordata; Chondrichthyes; Myliobatiformes; Myliobatidae
Product: calcitonin gene-related peptide 1-like
Exons: 4
Coding region: 242-643 (133 amino acids)
Cellular component (GO): extracellular region
Molecular function (GO): hormone activity
Source: RefSeq, a predicted model, not a curated record